Messenger RNA from Striga hermonthica, 1023 nucleotides. Lineage: Eukaryota; Viridiplantae; Streptophyta; Magnoliopsida; Lamiales; Orobanchaceae. The record is from the annotation of a GenBank genome assembly.
AUGGACAGAGAGUGGGGUUCGAAGCCGGGGAGCGGCGGCGCCGCCUCCGCUCAGAAUGAGGCCAUAGACCGCCGCGAGCGUCUCCGCCGUCUUGCCCUCGAAACAAUCGAUUUGGCAAAAGAUCCCUAUUUUAUGCGCAACCAUCUCGGGAGCUAUGAAUGUAAGCUUUGUUUGACAUUGCACAACAAUGAGGGGAAUUACCUGGCUCAUACGCAGGGCAAGCGUCACCAGACUAACUUGGCUAAGCGAGCAGCUCGUGAAGCCAAAGAAGCUCCUGCUCAGCCGCAGCCUCAUAAGCGGAACGUCACCCUCAAGAAAAUUGUUAAAAUUGGCAGGCCUGGGUAUCGGGUGACUAAGCAGUUUGACCCGGAGACGAAACAGAGAUCCUUGCUUUUCCAGAUAGAGUAUCCCGAGAUUGAAGAUAAUACAAAGCCAAGGCAUCGAUUUAUGUCAUCUUUUGAGCAGAAAGUCGAACCAUUUGACAAAAAAUAUCAGUAUCUUAUAUUUGCUGCCGAACCUUAUGAAAACAUAGCAUUCAAGGUCCCAAGCACAGAGAUCGAUAAAUCAACCCCCAAAUUCUUCACCCACUGGGACCCAGACUCAAAGAUGUUCACUUUGCAGUUAUAUUUCAAGACAAAGCCACCGGAGGCGAAUAAACCUCAGCCACCACCGCCUGCAGCUAAUGGCACAGCAGCUCCGGGGCCUCUGCCACCGCCGCCCCAAGGCCUUCCACCAGCACCACCGCAAGGACCUCCUCCUCCCGGGCCACCCACUGGAAACCCUCCUCGGCCACCGUCAUCCAUGCCUCUUCCUCCCCCUCCUAUGGCCAAUGGGCCUAGGCCCAUGCCACCUGGCGGGAAUUUAUCCGCUCCACCGCCUCCGCCAGCUGGCGGUGGUCCUAUGGCGGCAAACUUUACUCCUGGCAUGCAGAUGGGAAGGCCUCCCAUGCCGCCACCUCAAGGAUUCCCGGGUCAACAAAUGCAGGGGCAGUACCCACCCCCUCCGCCACCUAACAUGGGUUGA